Messenger RNA from Sebastes umbrosus (honeycomb rockfish), 2055 nucleotides. RefSeq names its product 6-phosphofructo-2-kinase/fructose-2,6-bisphosphatase-like. Gene Ontology annotation, molecular function: fructose-2,6-bisphosphate 2-phosphatase activity; ATP binding; 6-phosphofructo-2-kinase activity. Lineage: Eukaryota; Metazoa; Chordata; Actinopteri; Perciformes; Sebastidae. The record is from RefSeq and is a predicted model, not a curated record. Gene Ontology annotation, cellular component: 6-phosphofructo-2-kinase/fructose-2,6-biphosphatase complex; cytosol. Gene Ontology annotation, biological process: fructose metabolic process; fructose 2,6-bisphosphate metabolic process. The transcript is spliced from 15 exons. The coding region runs from base 290 to 1624 and encodes 444 amino acids.
UUGUAGUGGUGAGAGGCUGCAGGGUGAAGCUGACAGCUAAUCACAUGCAGCCAUGGAAACAAAGCUAACAAAGCUCAUGUCAGCCAACUGUGUAUGUCGCUAACUUCGGUCAACGCAGAGUUAAACCACCUGGCUGGGGACUAGUUGCACCGUACAGAAGACAGAAAGGACCAGGAAACUCUCCUGUCUGUGAGGAGUAGAUGUCUCCCGCCUGCUGCAGCUUCGGUCUGAACUGUUGCCGCCAUCCUCUCCAGCUCUGCAUCUUUCCUCUGCCCAUGCUUCAGGUGGCAUGCAAUGGAUUUCCUCGGUGCCUCAGUUCUGUAACUCUCCCACGAUGAUUGUGAUGGUGGGGCUGCCAGCCAGAGGGAAGACGUACAUCUCCAAGAAGCUCACUCGCUACCUGAACUGGAUCGGAGUGCCGACAAAAAUGUUUAAUGUGGGCCAGUACCGCAGGGAAGCUGUCAAGAUCUAUAAGAACUUUGAGUUCUUUAAUCCUGAUAAUGAGGAGGCCAUGAGGAUCCGCAAGGCCUGUGCAUCAGCCGCCCUCAAAGACGUCGCUCUCUACUUCUCAAAGGAACAGGGACAAGUAGCCGUAUUUGAUGCUACCAACACCACCAGGGAGAGGAGGGCAAUCAUCCUUAGUUAUGCAAAGGAGAGAGGCUACAAAGUGUUCUUUGUGGAAUCAAUCUGUGAUGACCUAGAAAUCAUUACAGAGAAUAUUAAGCAAGUCAAAUUUGGGAGUCCUGAUUACGUGGAUUGUGACAUAGAUGAGGCCAUGGAAGACUUCAGCCACCGCAUCGACUGUUACAGAGCCAGCUACAUUCCUAUAGAUGACGAGAAAGACAGGAAACUCUCCUACAUCAAGAUCUUCGACGUGGGCAGUAGAUACCUGGUGAACCGGGUCCAGGACCACAUUCAAAGCAGGAUAGUCUACUACCUCAUGAACAUCCAUGUCACACCGAGAUCCAUCUACCUGAGCCGCCACGGAGAGAGCGAACUCAACCUGUUAGGUCGCAUUGGUGGAGAUACAGGCCUCUCCCCUAGAGGACACAAGUAUGCCAGUGCCUUGGCGACCUUCAUCAGAGGUCAGAACAUCAGAGACCUGAAGGUGUGGACGAGCCACAUGAAGAGAACCAUCCAGACUGCAGAGGCUCUGGGAGUCCAGUAUGAACAGUGGAAGGCCCUCAAUGAGAUAGACGCUGGUGUAUGUGAGGAGCUAACCUACGAAGAGAUUCAGGAGAAUUUCCCAGAAGAGUUUGCACUGAGAGACCAGGACAAGUAUCGUUAUCGCUACCCAAAGGGUGAGUCCUAUGAGGACCUUGUCCAUCGUCUAGAGCCGGUGAUCAUGGAGCUGGAGAGGCAGGAGAACGUUCUGGUUGUCUGCCACCAAGCUGUAUUUCGCUGCCUGCUGGCUUACUUUGUAGACAAACCUGCAGAUCAGCUGCCUUAUCUAAGAUGCCCCCUCCACACGGUGCUCAAACUCACACCAAUAGCUUACGGCUGUAAAGUUGAGUCAUUUUUCCUCAAUGUUGAAGCAGUCAACACACACAGAGAGAAGCCAGUGAAUGUCGACGUCAACAGAAACCCUGAGGAGGCUCUGCUGACUGUUCCUGACCACGUAUAAAUGCUGUUUUGUGAGAAAAAGGACUACGAUCACGUGAAACUGGACGUGUUGCUACUUAUUAGCUUCACUAAAUAUUAGAGAUGCACUCCAGUGAAAGGUUGAUUGUGUGAAAACAGAAGACUAGGUGGUAGAAAUGGGGCUAUAUGAAAACAUCAGUACAGAAGCACACGGACCUGCUGCACUGACUGAACAGGACAUGGCUGGUGCAGGAGAUCAUGACUGUGAAAUGUUCCUGUGUCUUAUGUGACUAGAGUUUGCUUUUUUGUGAAAUUGUUUACAAAUGAUUUAGAGACAAUAAAUAAUGCACUGUGCUUUGAGGCUGAGGGGGAAACAUUUAAAAAGAUGUAGUUAGGUUGUCAUAGUAACACCUGUAACUGUUGCACAGAUAAUGUGUUGUUGAUAAUCUAAUUUUAUUACACGGCUGUGUUGAA